GCCUUUUGUGUUUUUGGAAUGAAAUAUCCAAUGGCCUCGGGCUUAUAAAACGCCACUGCUUUUAUUUCUCUUUUGCUGCGCCUUCUUCUUCUCAUCAUCAGAUCAGAUUCUUAUGGCCUUUUUUCACCUUUGUUUUCUACUUUUCGCUGUCUAAAACUGAAACUUGCCGCAGUUAUAGGAUCCAAUUCCCACUUUUAUCUCUGAAAAUCUCACACAUCACCAACUACAACUUCUAACUGUCAUCAAAUCUUGCAAAUCCCCUCAGUCUCCAAUUUUCUUCAUCAUUUUUUCCUCUUAACCAAACAUGAACACAGUUCCAUUCCCAUAUUCUUUUUUAACAAUUUCGCCAAAUCCUCAAUUAUGUACUAAAAAUCCAGUCUUUUUCCCACCCACCAAGCCAAAUCCUCAAUUAUGUAUUAAAAGUCCAAUCUUUUUCACUUCUUCCGCAAAAAGGUGUUACUCAAAAUCAAGAACUAAAAGACGGAGCCUUUUCUCAGUUUCUUGCUUGAUUAUGGACAAAGAAGCACCUGUAGAAGAGGGGUUAAGUGUUGUUGACAAAGUUCAGAUUUUAGCUUUGGAAUUUAGGUCCUUAUCAGAACCAAUUGAUAGAGUGAAAAGAUUAUUACACUAUGCAAGUAUUCUCCCUCCAUUAAGCGAGUCAGCUAAGGUUCAAGAAAACAGAGUCAUGGGUUGUACAACUCAGGUUUGGUUAGAGGUUAGGAUGGAUAAAAGGGGUUCAAUGAGGUUUAGAGUAGAUAGUGAUUCAGAGAUCACAAAAGGGUUUUGUUCUUGCUUGAUAUGGUUGCUUGAUGGAGCAGAACCAGAGGAGAUUUUAAGUGUUACAGCAGAGGAUUUGGCUGAUAUGAAUGUGGGGUUACCUAGAAAAGGACGUUCGAGGGUAAAUACUUGGCAUAAUGUGUUGUUUAGUAUGCAGAAUAGGACUCAAGAUUGUGUUCAGGAGAGGAAUAGAGCAGCUUUGUCUUUGGAAGAUUUUCAUUCUUUAGUUAUUAAGCCUCAUGGAAGUUACCUGGAAUCUGAGUUUGGUCAUUGGUGUAUGUCUGAAUUCACGAGGGCAAUAAGGCAGAAUGAUUACAGAGAUGGAUGUACAAGAAAGUAGUCGACGAUAUUUACGGGACUGCUGACAGAAACUCUCUCUUUUGCUUACUAUUGUAAUAAAUUUCGGGGUGGCUAUUACUAUAGCAUAAUAUUUGCACUCUUUCAAGGUAUUUGAUUGAAGAUGAGCAAUGAA
This is a messenger RNA of Nicotiana tabacum (common tobacco), 1249 nucleotides long. RefSeq names its product sufE-like protein 2, chloroplastic. The record is from RefSeq and is a predicted model, not a curated record. NCBI's taxonomy places the organism in Eukaryota, Viridiplantae, Streptophyta, Magnoliopsida, Solanales, Solanaceae.